GCAUAUCUUUCUUCCCUCGCACAGCCAGAUUCAUCAUGGCCGCCGAGGCAGCCGUAAGCAAACGGGAGUGGUACGAGCGACCCGUGAUCCGUCCGUUUCCCCGUCCCGCGAGUCCACGGCCGCCCCGCCCACCACCCGGCCCUCCAUCGCAAGCAGCCGGGCCGGAACUCGGAAGCUUCUGCACCCUCUCCCACGCAGCCGCUGACGCAGCUCCGCAGCGGCGGCGUGGCACGCUCCGGCCGCCCACCUCGCAUCGCAUCGCAGCCUGACGAGGAGGAGCGCUGCCGUGGCCGUGGGGCCAGCCGGUCAAACCAACAUGUCUGACCAGGCCUCCCCUCCCCUUCGCCCCCAACUCCCCCACCUCCUCCACCUCGCUGCCUUCUUCGCUUAAAAGCUCCGGCCCCGACCGAAUCCACUCUCCUCCCCGAGGACCCCAACCCGCGGCCGCCACCAAACCACUCCACCCCCGCCUGCGUUCCCGUCUCAUCAUAACACCCGCCCGGCCGGAUUCCUUCUCACUGGUCUCCAGCGGCGCACUGACGCGGCGUUGAUCGGCGGGCGAUGGAGAAGACGAAGCUCCCGCUCCCGCUGGUGCACAGCGACCGGCUCUGGGCGCGCCCGUGGCGGUGGGCCAAGACCGCCUUCUUCAUCGUCGCCAUGCUCGCCUCGCUGCUCCUCGUCUGCGCGCCGCCGCUCCUCGUCGUGCUGCUCGACCUCCUCCUCCCGCCCGCGCUCCUCUCCAACUUCCUCCGCGCGCAGGCCCACUCCCCCGCCGCCUCCGCGUCCUUCGCCGCCUCGCUCGUCGAACAGGCCAGGGCCUUCCGCUUCGGCUCCUCGCUCGUCGACCUCCCCGCGGUCUCCGCCGCGCGCUCCCUCCUCAUCCUCUGCGCCUACACCGCCUGCGGCGGCGGCGCGGCAUACAUGUGGGUGGCCGUGGCAUGCAGCGUCGGCUCCCUCUGCUACGUCCUCGCCAAGGCCGUCGCAGUGUUCGGCGUCGCCGCCGCCCCCGGGCUCGGGCUGCAGGGGAAGGGCCAGCUCGUCGCCGUCGAGGCCAUGUUCCUCAUGUCGCUCGCGCUCGCCGCAGCGCACCUCGCCAUGGCGUACCGCGCCAGCUGCCGCGAGCGACGCCGCCUGCUCGUCUACAGAAUCGACGUCGAAGCUGUAAGACUGAAGGGAGGCCAGACACCCAAGGCGCUGAAGCAAUGCAUGGUCUGACGACCAGUCGCUCGUCUGCUCCCCGCGGGCAGCCGGGUGGAAUCCGAAUCUGAACGCACGGCGCGGCAGCAACCGGCCGGCAGGCUUCAGUUCAGACAGACACAGCGCGGGCGGGCCCUGCAUUCGGGUCAGUUCCAGGGCAGGUCCGUGCGGUCCCAAAUUUUGGUUCGAGAAGUUGUGUAUAGCCCGAUCCGAUCGACACGUCCAUGUAAUGUAAUCCCUCACUGUGCCAAAGUGAAAAGCUAGUACUAGUACCACUCUGUAAAUACGUCUGGAACAUCUGUGCUUCGGCCUCCUGCAGCCAAUGCAAAACAGGAUGAGCCGUGCAGCAGAUGCUUGUUGGCCUGGAAUUGUGAGUUCCCGUCACGCGCGGGCAGAUGUGACGAUGGGCGAAUUUAGAUUUGGUUUCAUGGUUCGGUUGGAACUUCAAUUUCUACGUGAAUGAACUAGGGCAGCAUUCAGUCAUUUUUUAGAGAAAAUAAAUUCAGCAGGAUUUGAAUUC
Molecule: messenger RNA, 1717 nt
Organism: Panicum hallii
Lineage: Eukaryota; Viridiplantae; Streptophyta; Magnoliopsida; Poales; Poaceae
Exons: 2
Coding region: 562-1215 (217 amino acids)
Source: RefSeq, a predicted model, not a curated record